ACCGCUAUAAAAUUACAUAACGGCAUUGAGAAGUCUGAUUUUGACUAAUCGGUUCGGUUAGAGCUCACUCUUGUGAUUUUACGAACGCUGUCAGAAUCGGUUCGAAGGACAGAAAAGAUCCGGUGGAGAAGAAAGAGAUUUUCUUUGUAUAGGACUUGCAGUUUUUAAAGGCACUGAUGGAGACAACAAUGGAGCAGCUGUAUGCUCAGUUUGUGGACUGUCAUAGUGACAAGCUCAUCCAAAGGGUAACUGCUGUGAUGCCCAUUGCUGAUUCCCUGAGAGCUCUUAAAAUAAUUCAAGAGGAAACAUACUCACAGAUAUUUGUAGCCCCUACAAGAAUGGAUAAAAUGAGACAGUUACAUGAUGCUCUGAGCACCAAUGAACAAAAAUGUGCUUUUUAUAAUUUGCUCAAACUUAAUGAGCCCUUCCUGUUUGAAGAUCUUAAACGAAAAGUACCUCAAGAAAUUGAACAGGGAAUGGCAGGGUCAUCUGCACAGACCUCAUCAAAAGUACUGGAAACUGAGUCUCACCCUCAAAAUGCUGAAACAGUACAGACGGAAGCUAUCCAACAGAGGACUGAGGACCAACAAAUCACCAGGUGGAACAGAGACAGAUCCUGUACAAGACAUAGUACAAAAAUAGAGAAGCUGUUAAAAGAGCCUGACAGAAAAAAAGUAAGGAACCUCUACUUUUACAAAGAUGAGAAGUACAUGAUUGGCUUUGGAGGAAGCGGCACACAAGUAUAUAUUGGUGUGUGUGAAGACGGCACUGAGGUGGCCAUUAAAAUAAUACCCAAGAACCCAAAGAACAAAAAAGACUUCGAAAAUGAACUGAUUCAUUUGCAAGAUUCAAAGCUUGAAAGCCCAUAUAUUGUCAGGUAUGUGACCUGUGCAGAAGAUAAAGAUUUCUACUAUCUUGCAAACCAGCUUUGUGAAUAUGAUCUAGUGGACUACAUGGAAUAUCUUCGUCAGCCAGAGCAAAAGGACAGAAAAGAGACCACGUUGAGGAGAAUAGUGAAGGAGAUGCUUCUUGGCCUUCAAGUUCUUCACCAUGCUGGAGUGGUACAUCGUGAUAUAAAGCCUAGUAAUGUUUUGAUAGAUAAAGAAGAAAGGGCAAGGCUGGCUGACUUUGGUAUAAGUCGCAAACUGGAGGACGGGAAAACCAGAGUGUAUACCGAUAGAGCUGGCACGCAAGGCUGGGAGGCAACGGAGAUCCUGGAACAGUUCGAACAGGGCAAUACAGAGCUCAAAGCGCAUUACAAUCAGAGCUCUGACAUUCAGGUUGCGGGGAUGUUAACAUAUUACAUCCUCUCUGAUGGGAAACAUCCUUUUGGUGAUGGUAUCCGCCGUGAGGUGAACAUUUCAGAAGGGAAAUAUUCUCUUGGCGAUAUUCAAGACAUUGCAACAAAGGAUCUCAUAAAAUGGAUGAUUAACAAAGAUAAAGAUGAGAGACCGACCAUCAACAAAGUCCUAAAUCACCCUUAUUUCUGGGAUGAUAAACGGAUAAGAGAGGUUCUUCACAAUCUGGGUAAUAAAGAGGAAGUCCAGGAUUACGAGAACUAUAAAAACAAUGAAAAGCUUAAUGACACUGUAAAAAAAUACACAGAGGGAAAAACCUUUUCUGACUGGAAGACAAAGGUUCCUAAGACAUGGACAAAAAUUGGCAAAAAGCUCCCCAAUGACUUGCUUGGCCUGUUACGGCAUUUGCGUAAUGCGCUAGGACAUCAGGAAAAAGAGUUCUAUAAAGAGAAAAUGAUUGAUGAGUUCCCAGAUUUCCUCAUCAGUUUACACCGGCUGGCUAUGGACAUGGGAUGGGAAUACUGAAGAUGCUGAGAAAUUGCAUGUAGACACCUGUACAUAGUCUUUGUUUUUGUCAUUUUUAUAGUUUUGAUCAGGGGUGCCCAAACCUGUUCCUGGAGAUCGACCUUCCUGCAGAGUUUAGUUCCAACCAGUGUUCAAAUUGUGGGGGGCGGUCCCGGACCUCCCAUAAGCAUUAAGGGACCCCUCAUAACACCCAAAAAAAUAUACUUCAGGGGUACCCUGGUUUUUCAAUAAAUACAUAAUACGUCAAACAUAAAAUAGUGAAAAUGAAAUUAAAAGAUUUGAUUGCUGUAUUAAGUUUAGACCUGCUCACGUUAAAUCAUAGUUUAUUUUUACGCGUUUUUACAGCGUUGCGCAUUAUAACCAAUCACACACGACUCUGUUGAGUUUAGAAUGCAGUGGCCAAUCAGAGGCGUUCAGAAUAGUUAUUGCUGAAACCUGGAGUACAGGUGCGUUCACGCCAUAUCGAAAUUCCCGUAAUUACGAGAUUCCAACUUGUAACAAGCGUUCACGUCCUCGUAUAACUCGUAAUUACAACUUGUGAACUGGGAGUCUUCUGAGAGUUGUACCACAUGACCAAUAUAAGCUCUGUUUAGGUGUUGAUAGUGUUGCCAUAGAAAAGCAUAAUUCCAAGUCUAAGGACGUGAACAGCUCCGAGUAGAACGUCACAUGUUGUCAUCUCGAAAUUACGGUAAUUACUAUAUGGCGUGAACGCAGCAUUUUGUUCAGACUGAACUCGCGAAUUCCCCCAUCAUAAGCAACAAAGUGCAGAUAUACGAACUAUGUAAGUAAGAGAUUCAUUUAUCAUACAGUGUGUGGACAGCUUCACUGAUUAUAAGAGGAGUUAUGAGUGCUUGAGCACUAGCUAGACUGACUGCUCAUUUAGAGUGCGUACAACAGUUCAAUAAACUAGAAGUUAAUAUUAAGAGACUUACGUUUUAGACACCAUAUUGCAUAUUUUUGCUCUAUUUCUGCUCUAUUUCGCUAAUAAAAAAAUAAUUCCAAACACAGCCACAGCACUUUGCGUCUCUAAACAACGUGACGGUGUUUUGUUCCUGAAUCAAAUGAUUCGGUUACUGACACCUGCUGGCGGUUGUAAUUCCACAUUUAAAGUACCUUUUCAUUUUUUUAAAUAAUUGUGACGCGAUCUAGGAAAAACCUAAUCAAACACACCUGUCUGUAAUGAUCAAGUGCUCCUUCAGAUCCUAAUUAGCUGGUUCGGGUGUGUUUGGUCAGGGUUGAGCACCCCUGGUUUUGAUCAUGCCCUUUUUUGGAGACGAAUAUUUGACUUUAUUUCAGUUUUUGCUGCCUCAGCUGUGUUACACUUAAUGUUGAAUAUUAAUGUUUUUAUUAGUCCCUGUUGCCUUUUUAAACUUCUGUUAUUGAUUUCAGUUAAAGACUACUGAAGAUGAUUUCAAGGCCUGUUUUUGACUUAAGUCACUAUAGAUAUUUUGACUUGCUUGCUUGUUUAUAUUGACUGAAUCAGUGCUGUAAUGCUAAAUAAAUGUUAUUUGUAUAAUGUGAAAUGGUUUGUAAAGCAGUGAAAGAGUGUCGUCCAAAGAUCACGUAUACAAUAUGAUAAAGGGAUAGAUAAUACAAAAAUGAUAAUUCUGUAAUCUUUUACUCAUCCUAAUGCCAGUCUAAACUGUUAAACAAUUUAAACAAAAACUGUAAAUCAUUUAUUUUAUUUUGUUUAGAA
This is a messenger RNA of Labeo rohita (rohu), 3519 nucleotides long. RefSeq names its product serine/threonine-protein kinase/endoribonuclease ire-1-like. Gene Ontology annotation, molecular function: ATP binding; protein serine/threonine kinase activity; RNA endonuclease activity. The record is from RefSeq and is a predicted model, not a curated record. Lineage: Eukaryota; Metazoa; Chordata; Actinopteri; Cypriniformes; Cyprinidae. The transcript is spliced from 9 exons. Bases 177 to 1823 code for a protein of 548 amino acids. Gene Ontology annotation, biological process: regulation of apoptotic process; IRE1-mediated unfolded protein response; protein phosphorylation. Gene Ontology annotation, cellular component: IRE1-TRAF2-ASK1 complex.